AUGCCUUUAUUCUCGCAUAAAAAUAAUCAAGUAAUUCCAGCAGUACUUCACCCGACAGUACCACAAAGACAGUAUCUUUACAAUGAACAUAAUCGAUUAGUACCUAGUCCUCCGCCUCCACCUUUUGUGGAAGGAAAUCGCCGAUCAUUUUAUAGUGUCAGUGUGCCCCGAAAGUUCAAAGACAUGGAUGAUGUAGAAAAGUACAACCCACAAAAGAUGUUGAUUAAAGAAGCAGAAAGAGCCAACAAUUUGCACAAGAUGUCUUGUACUCGUUUAACCUGUUGCUUUUGUCUGCCCUGUCUUCCCAUGUGGACAAGAACCGUGUGCUGCUUCAUCUUUCUGGUAUUGUGUGGUAUUGUUGGAUUAAUGACGGUUUUUGUUUUCACUUUCCGGAAACCCGAGAUUGUUUUUGUGGGUAAGGAUAGGUUCUCGACAACACCUGGGGAACUUCGAUUUGAAUACAAUGUUUACAAUGAAAACUUUUUUGAGUUUAAUUUCGAUAGCAUCAAAGCGGUGAUAUAUUAUCCUACACCCAACAAGACAACGAUAGGUGUAGCAGAGAUUCACAAUUUAGUACUCGGACCUCAAUCUGUCACUCGUGUUACAUUUCCCGUAAAGAUGAUUACGGAUACGGAAGAAGGAACAAUGAGUGAUGUGGGAGACAGCGUUUUUAGACAGAUGAUCACCAGUGCAUGCAGCGACACGGAUACUAUGAACGAAAAGGAGAUUGUGGUGGUCUUUGAUUUGAUGCCGACAAUCAAUAUUUACGAUUAUCCAAUUGGCACUUUGGCUUUCACAGGUCAAAAAACCAAAAUGUCAUGCGAAAAGCUAAACUUGUUUUUAAAGAAUGACGCCGAUGAUCAGAUCUAA
Messenger RNA from Mucor mucedo, 870 nucleotides. RefSeq lists its product as uncharacterized. NCBI's taxonomy places the organism in Eukaryota, Fungi, Mucoromycota, Mucoromycetes, Mucorales, Mucoraceae. The coding region runs from base 1 to 870 and encodes 289 amino acids. The transcript has 4 exons. The record is from RefSeq and is a predicted model, not a curated record.